Helianthus annuus (common sunflower) is the source of this 1617-nucleotide messenger RNA. Its product is annotated as probable membrane metalloprotease ARASP2, chloroplastic. Gene Ontology annotation, biological process: proteolysis. Bases 93 to 1427 code for a protein of 444 amino acids. The record is from RefSeq and is a predicted model, not a curated record. Gene Ontology annotation, molecular function: protein binding; metalloendopeptidase activity. Lineage: Eukaryota; Viridiplantae; Streptophyta; Magnoliopsida; Asterales; Asteraceae. Gene Ontology annotation, cellular component: membrane. The transcript is spliced from 2 exons.
UUCCCAUCCGCACACCCAAAAACACCAAUUAUCCAAAACACUUUCGUAUAACUUUCCUUUGUAGAAGAUUAAGCUCAACCUCAAAACCCACCAUGUUAACCCACCUCUCUCUCUUAUCACCAUCUUCCUCUUCCACCAUUCGACUCCACAACACAAAACCCAAAUCCCUCUUUCACCCUUUUCCACCUUCAUCAUACCCAUCUUCAAAUCUCACUUUUCUCCACAGAAAACCAUACCCACAUGAAAAAACCACAUACCCACAUACCAAAAACAACACCUUUAAACCUUCAGCCUUAGCAGACUUCGGUUUUGGUAACUUUGAGAGUGCUCAAUCUGUGUUGGAAGCUGUUUCUGUUCUCACUGCAAUCAUUGUUGUUCAUGAAAGUGGUCAUUUUCUUGCUGCGUAUCUUCAGGGGAUUCAUGUGAGUAAAUUUGCAGUUGGGUUUGGUCCAAUUUUAGCUAAAUUUAAUGCUAACAAUGUUGAGUAUUCGUUACGAGCGUUUCCUUUAGGUGGGUUUGUGGGGUUUCCUGAUAAUGAUCCUGAUAGUGAUAUUCCUGUAGAUGAUAAGAAUUUGUUGAAAAACAGGCCUAUUGUUGAUAGAGUGCUUGUGAUUUCAGCUGGUGUGAUUGCCAAUAUUGUUUUUGCAUAUGUUAUUAUUUUUUUACACAUAGUGUUUGUUGGAAUGCCUAUUCAGGAGUCGUUUCCGGGUGUCGUUGUGCCCGAGGUUCGCCCCUUUUCGGCUGCUUCCCGAGACGGGUUGUUACCCGGGGACGUUAUUCUUUCGGUUAACGACGUUGAGAUACCGAAAUCUGUCCCAAAUUCGGUGAAUUCGGUUUCUCAAGUUGUUGAUGUUAUUAAGAAAAGCCCGAAAUCGAGUGUGCUUUUUAAGGUGGGUAGAGGAGGGGAGGAUUUUUUUAUCAAGGUUACGCCGGAUCAGAAUUUAGACGGUAGUGGACGAAUCGGGGUCCAGUUAGCCCCGAAUGUUAAGAUUUUGAACGAGAAGCCGAAAGACGUGUUGGAAGCGUUUAGUUUCACGGGGCGUGAGUUUUGGGGAUUAACGUUUAACGUUGUGGACAGUUUGAAACAAACAUUCCUUAAAUUUUCGCAAACUGCAAGCAAGGUUUGGGGUCCUGUUGCAAUCAUAGCCGUCGGUGCAGAAGUUGCAAAGUCGAAUAUUAACGGGUUGUAUCAAUUUGCCGCCAUCUUGAAUCUGAAUCUUGCAGUGAUUAAUCUGCUUCCGUUGCCUGCUUUAGAUGGGGGUUCUUUGGCUUUGAUUCUCGUUGAGGCAAUACGAGGUGGGAGAAAGCUCCCUUUAGAAGUGGAACAAGGGAUAAUGUCGUCGGGGAUUACACUCGUCUUCGUUCUUGGUAUUUUCCUUAUUAUUCGUGACACGUUAAACCUCGAUUUCAUCAAGGAUUUGUUGUGAUCAGGUACUGUUUCGAUCCGUUGUUGUAUUAUUUGUGUUAUAUCCAGUUGGAUGGUUCUUAAAUGUGAUUUAUGAUAUACGUUCCUUGUUGUUGAUGUUAUAUUCAUCUCACUGGAAUUAAAGAUAGAAGAAGAUACAUCCACAUACUUUAAUUUGUGUUAAUAUUACAAAACAAGAUUCAUUUGCAGCA